Molecule: messenger RNA, 7372 nt
Organism: Oncorhynchus kisutch (coho salmon)
Lineage: Eukaryota; Metazoa; Chordata; Actinopteri; Salmoniformes; Salmonidae
Product: solute carrier family 45 member 3
Exons: 5
Coding region: 416-2098 (560 amino acids)
Biological process (GO): transmembrane transport
Cellular component (GO): membrane
Molecular function (GO): sucrose:proton symporter activity
Source: RefSeq, a predicted model, not a curated record
AAAAAAAUCGUCUUCACUGGAGUUCAGCAUGAAGUCUACCAUUGAGCCCCUCCGCACUCCUCAGGAAAACAGUCGCCUCCAUCCUCCCAUGAUCUCUCUCCUCUCUUCCCCCGCUCCAUAGAAUCCCUCAACGUCACAGCAGUCCUUCCUACAAGUUGGGCAACGACGGAACAUCGUGAAAAGUGGACAAGUUGCUGCAUCGAUUUACGGGAGUUGCGUCGACAAGAUCCAGAAUGCUGAAACCAGAAUGGAUCCUCCAGGUCAUCUGAGACAGUGUCAGUGUGUCCUCCCUGCUCUCCCUCCUUUGUGGUCCUCUGGUCCCCGAGCCUCGUACCACGGGGAACCGUCUGCCUCCUCCUCUCCUGGCAGCAGCCCCCCUGUAACGGCGUAGAGGUGGAUUAGCGACCCUGUAAAUAUGCCUGGAUGGAGGUCUCAGUGCCGUCUCGUCCUGCUGAACUCCCUGACCUGCGGCCUGGAGAUCUGCGUGGCAGCUGGGAUCACAUACGUGCCCCCCCUGCUGCUGGAGGCUGGGGUAGAGGAGCAAUACAUGACCAUGGUGCUAGGUAUCGGCCCAGUGUUAGGUCUCAUCUUCAUCCCUGUGAUUGGCUCAGCCAGUGACCACUGCAACAGCAGCUAUGGCCGCCGUCGGCCCUUCAUCUGGCUGCUGUCCCUGGGUGUCCUCCUAGCCCUCCUCAUCAUCCCCCAUGCCGACCUGCUGGCUGCCUACUUCACCUGGGGCGGACGCACCCUAGAAGUGGCCUUCCUCAUCCUCGGUGUGGGCCUGCUUGACUUCUGUGGCCAGGUGUGCUUCACGCCGCUAGAGGCGCUCCUCUCGGACCUGUACCGCGACGAGGAGGACUGCAACCAGGCCUUCGCCAUGUUCUCCUUCAUGGUUAGCCUCGGGGGCUGUGUGGGCUACCUGCUGCCUGCGCUGGACUGGAGCCGGGGCCUGCUGUCCGUCUACCUGGGCGGCCAGGCAGAGUGCCUCUUCUUCAUGCUCAUCCUCAUCUUCGUGAUCAGCGUGCUGAUCACCAUGAAGGUGUCGGAGGAGCCACCGUGUGCUGGUGUGGCGGCCCUGGAGCCAGCUCCUCUCCUAGAGGCGGGCCGCUGCGGCAUUCCACGCUCCUGCUGCUACCUGCUCAAAUGCAAACUGCGGCUGAUCAAGUCGGGCCCGCUGCUGUGCCUGCUGAGGACGUUCUGGUCCAUGACGCCAGCCAUCUACCGCAGCUACUGCCACGUGCCCCAGGUAAUGAGACAGCUGUGCGUGGCCCAGCUCUGCAGCUGGAUGGCCGUCAUGUCCUUUAUGCUCUUCUACACAGACUUUGUGGGGGAGGGCCUGUACGAGGGCGUGCCCAGUGCCGCUCCCGGAACCGCCUCCAGGCAGCGCUACGACGACGGCAUCCGUAUGGGCAGCCUGGGCCUGUUCCUGCAGUGUGCUACCUCUACUGUCUUCUCCCUGCUCAUGAGCCGACUGGUCCGUCAUUUCGGCUCGCGCCGGGUCUACCUGAGCAGCAUGGUGAGCUUCACCAUCUCUGCCCUGGUCAUCUGUAUGUCCAAGAGUGUGGUCCUGGUCACCGUGAUGUCGGCUCUGACCGGCUUUGCCUAUGCCACGCUGCAGACGCUGCCCUACACCCUCACCUGCCACUACCACAAGGAAAUGGAGGUUUACAUGCCAAAAAAGAAAACAAAAAACUUGCUUAAGUACGGGAUUGUGAUCAAGCAGGACUCGAUCACGCCAGUGGCUGAGGAGGGGGGGCUGGCCCACAAACUGGGGGGCAACAACGGGCAUGCCUUCUUCAGCCAAGACGGCUCGGACUACUACCCCCCUCCCCAAGGCCAGAAUGGGUCGUCCCACAAAACCACGGGCCCCGAGCAGGAUGAGCCAGAGGGCUACGAGAAGCGCGGCGUAGGGUUGGACUUUGCCAUCCUGGAUAGCACCUUCCUCCUCUCUCAGGUCUUUCCCACUCUCUUCAUGGGCAUGAUCGUUCAGUUCACAAAGUCCGUCACUGCCUAUAUGGCCUCCUCCGCCAUCUUUGGCAUCAUCGCCAUCUAUCUGGCCAACCACAUCAUCUUUGACCAAAAGGACCUCAAGAGCUGAAAGAACCAGGAACCAAGAGUGAAGGAAUGCACCCCUGGCUGCACUACCACUCCCUGCGCUUGCAACGCUCCAGUGUCUUCGCUGACCGUUGCCAUGGCAUUACCAAUGAAUUGCAAUGAGGCAGCCCGUUUAUACAUUUGUGUGUAUGUGUGUGGCAGGAAUGAAAGGAAAAUGUAUACCCAUGACAAUUGUUCCCUCCAGAAUUUACUGCAGCUAGUUACUGUGUCUACAAGAGAGAGACUGUGUCUGUGUAUUUAGAGUGUCUCUCACCUUGUUCCUCUCAGACACGUAGAUGGCCUCUCAGAAGGGUCAUUUCUCCUUCUCCUCAGGUACAGCUAGCUUCACAGCAUGAGCGGACUCCAUCGGCCCUUAGACAACUGGAAUACAGAUUUAUUACCAUUUCACUCUCGUCUAUGUGAGGAGUUUGUCAAUGCUAUAUAUUUAAAACAGUCUGCUGUUAGGGCUGGAUUCAAUCCGUACUGUGGAAGAUCUGUGUUAAAAUGUAAAUGUAAUUUCCGAAUAAGCCGACAGCAUUUACCGUGAAUGCAGUAAGCGGGAAUGCGGGAACAUUGCCUAUAACGUGGAUCUUCCGCGAUACUUCUGCAAUAUGGAUCGAAUCCAGCCCUUAGUCAAAGUCAACAGGAGAUUAUUGCCCACUUCUAAUGCAGACUGGCCAAGAGAGAAAAAUACCCAAUUUGGAGAGCCCAUCACCUGCUUGGGAAAGGAUCUGGGCUCACAUAGCUCCAUGCUGCUAAUGUAGGGGCAUUUCUGUCUGUUUGUUAUUCUCAGCCAGGUUGUGCUUGCAGUCACAAUGGGUGGAUUAUGCAUUGCUUACUGAAACAUACAUGUUAUCACACACGUGAUAAGUCCAAUGAGACCAUUGGACUUGUUCGUCAAGAAACUGCAAAUAGAAAAAUUGGGAAUAACUUGGGUAACUGGCCCCUAGGGUAACUGGACCCUAGUUUUGGAUGGUUUUUGAUAAUAAACAGGUUUACUGUAUAUAUUUUGUAUAUGAAUUCAUAUAUUUAUAUUCCUAUGGGAAUUUCUUAUGCAACCUGUUUGGGUGAGGUCAUCUGCGUAACUGUGGUGUUGUUAGAAUGAAGUGGCUCAAUGGCAUCAUUGCAUUUUUGUUUGAAGUCUGUCAUCUCAGGAUAGUCACCUCUUUUCUAGAAAUUUCAGACAGUGCCAUAUUGUGCUAUUUAUUACAUCAUUUCUACUGCCAUUAUCACGUUCAAUCUGAAAUGACACUAGGAAAGUAAAUGAGGUGAAUUAACCAAUGCUGUAAAAAAUUCAGGUGCACUUCUUUUUGGAAACUCAAUUAAUAUUCCCAUGAGCAAAAUACCAAAAAGUCAUACUAGCAACACUGCAGCGUUACAGUGAACUGGGUUACUGAAAAUAGUUUUGGUAUGCAAGAUGACAGUUUUUUGUGUUCUGUCAUAUUUUUUAUGCUUUUCUCAUUGUACAUCUCUUUGGAAGGUCAACAUGGGUCUGUGAAAAGGUGUGUGUGUGUUUUUUGUUGUUGUUUAUUUUACUAUCCUUGUGGGGACCAGAAGUCCUCACAAGGAUAGUAAAACAAGGAAAAUUCGGACAAGUGGCGACAUUCCACCGGUCCCCACAAGGAAAAAGGCUGAUUUAGAGGUAAGGGUUAGAAUUAGGGUUUGGAGUAAGUGUUAGGUUUAGAGUUAAGGUUUAGGGACUCAAUUGUUUGGUCCCCACAAGGAUAGUAAAACAAACUUGUGUGUGAAUUUCAUUGCAGUGGAGAGAGCAAGGCAACAUGACAUGACUUUGGAUGCAGUCUCUCCUGGAGUUCCAGUCACCUAACAGAAUACUGCACACAAAUAAUAGCUAUAAGCUACAGACUUUCUGUAUCUCAUCUGCUGCUGUACACUGUGGCCAGUUUAUUAGGUACAACCAUUUAGUACUGGGUCGGACACCCCUUUGCCUCUAGAACAGCCUGAAUUCUUCGGGGCAUGGAAACUUCGCUCAACUGUUACCGUUGACACCAAGCAGGAUUGGGCCAUGGACUCAUAUUGUUUACGCCAAAUCCUGACACAACAGGAACUGUGAUUUGUCAGAUCAGGCUAUGUUUCUCCACUCCUCAAUUGUCCAGUGUUGGUGAUUGCGUGCACACUGGAGACGCUUCUUCAUGUUUUUAGCUGAUAGGAGUGAAAUCCGGUGUGGUGGUCUGCUGCAAUAGCCCAUCCGUGACAAGGACUGACAAGUUGUACCGUUCUUUUCCUGUUUGUGACCCACCUGUUAGCUUGCACGAUUCUUGUCAUUCUCCUUCGACCUUUCAUCAACGAGCUGUUUUCACCCAUACGACUGCUGCUAACUGGAUGUUUUUUGUUUGUCGCACCAUUCUCGGUAAACCCUAGACACUGGCCGGCCGUUUCUGAGAUACUGGAACCAGGCGCACCGACGAUCACGCCAUGCUCAAAGUCGCUUAUGUCACUCAUUUUGCCAAUUCGACCGUUCAAUCGAACAGUAACUGAAUGCCUCGAUGCCUGUCUGCCUGCUUUAUAUAGCAAGCCAAGGCCAGGUGACUCACUGUCUGUAGGAGCGAACCAUUUUCAUGAACAGGGUGGUGUACCUAAUACACACACAGUAAUCAAAAUAUAUUGUGGCCUUCAGUUAUUCUUCAAACUUGGAGUUUUGUUAGUAAAACGCUUGUGUUACAAUCAAUAUGUUAUGUUAUAUGCAUUCGGUGUAUGAUUUGCCUACUUUUUCUGACUUUCAAUCAGAAAUAUGGCUGUAUAAUAACCAAACAUAAUGUAAUAGCUCAUUUAUGCAAUGAUGAGAUUGGCUAAAUACACUUGUUUUUUGUAAUAUUUCAUUGGCAGUUAGUGAAAGAUAAUACCAGGUCACUCAUCGUUGAAAACCAAUUACUAAACAGACAUGGUAACUUUUUGAAAAUAACAGUUGACUUUGAGAAGAUUCCCCCAGCACACAGACAAGUAAAUACUAAUCUGACGUACUGUAGAGCAUAUGGACAUACUGCCAUGCGCCUUGGGGAUAUAGCAACGUUUUGCAAGUGCCUCUAGAAAUGUUUUUAUUUUUUGGACAUAACUAUUUAUUUAUUGUUCUUUUAAAAAUCAUAAGCACAUAUUAAAGUAUUUAGCAUUAUUUUUUGUUGCAUCUGCCAAAAGUGUAAAGGGCAAAAGCUAUUUCUGUGAAAAACAAUUAUAAAUUGUUAUUUUUUUGUGUAGAUGUGGUAAGAGACAUCUUGACUUCAGCGCUAUAAUUUAUUUGAAUUUUCUUCCAUCCCACUCGUUCAUCGUGGGUUGCUUACACUCAGAUAGCUUAUUGAUCUCGACUGCUGUCAAUGUGUCCCUGUAGGAUGGCAAAGUUAUACUACGUAUCAUUAUUUCAUUGCGGCACUGUAAGUUGUCAGGAAUCCAACUCAACUCACAAAGUUGAUGAUUUCCUGGUUUACCUUGCAGAAUAGUACAUUAAUAUUUAAACACAUGGUUUUGUUUUCGCUUUUAAGUUGUUGGUUUCAUCCGGACUAUUUCCUCUAUGAGUUCUGGUUUUAAAGGAGCAACUUGCUGGAUGUGCAUGUCUUCGUGAUGACUAAUACCUUUGCAGAGUAUGGUAAACAACCUGUUGUAUCCUUAUUUAUUAGUAAACAGGAAGUAGUCAAUACUGUUGCAUCAGGAUAAUUUAUAACCACUGUAUUGUUUCUCUGUGUUGAGUUUCCCCUAUAUUUCGUUAUGUUGAUAUUUGUUAGACAUACACUAUAUAUACAAAAGUAUGCGGACACCCCUUCAAAUGAGUGGAUUCUGCUAUUUCAGCCACACUCGUUGCUGACAGGUGUAUAAAAUCGAGCACACAGCAUUUCAGUCUCCAUACAAACAUUGGCAGUAGAAUGGCCUUACUGAAGAGCUUAGUGACUUUCAAUGUGGCACCGUCAUAGGAUGCCACCUUUCCUACAAGUCAGUUUGUCAAAUUUCGGCGCAUGCUCACAGAAAGUUGCCACCGGGUGCUGAAGAACAUAGCGCAUAAAAAUCAUCUGACCUCAGUUGCAACACUCAUUACUGCGUUCCAAACUGCCUCUGGAAGCAACGUCAACACAAUAACUGUUCAUCUGGAGAUUCAUGAAAUGGGUUUCCAUGGCUGAGCAGCCGCACACAAGCCUAAGAUCACCAUGCGCAAUGCGUCCAUUGGAGUGGUGUAAAGCUCACUGCCAUUGGACUCUGGAGCAGUGGAAAUGCAGUCUCUGGAGUGCUGAAUCACGCUUCACCAUCUGGCAGUCCAACGGACGAAUCUGGGUUUGGCGUAUGCCAUGAGAAUGCUACCUGCCAACUGUAAUGCAGCCAAUUGUAAAGUUUGGUGGAUGAGGAAUAAUGGUCUGGAGCUGUUUUUCAUAGUUCGGGCUAGACCCCUUAAUUCCAAGAAAGGGAAAUCUUAACGCUACAGCAUACAAUGACAUUCUAGACAAUUCUGUGCGUACAACUUUGUUGCAACCGUUUGGGGAAGUCCCUUUCCUGUUUCAGCAUGUCAAUGCCCCUGUGCACAAAGCGAGGCCCAUACAGAAAUGGUUUGUUGAGAUCGUUGUGGAAGAACUUGACUGGCCUGCACAGAGCCCUGACCUCAACCCCGUUGAACACCUUUGGGAUGAAUUGGAACGCUGACUGCAGGCCUAAUCGCCCAACAUCAGUGCCCGACCUCACUAAUGCUCUUGUGGCUGAAUGGAAGCAAGUCCCCGCAGCAAUGUUCCAACAUCUAGUGGAAAGCCUUCCCAGAAGAAUGGAGGCUGUUAUAGCAGCAAAGGGGGGCCAACUCCAUAUUAAUGCCAAUGAUUUUGGAAUGGGAUGUUAGACAAGCAGGUGUCCACAUACUUUUGGUCAUGUAGCGUAAGUAACCAUUGAAUUUAAAUAACUUAACAACAGUGUUGUGGUUCUUUAAUUAUGUGUCCAAAUGCCCAGUGUUUAGGUUAGUUGGGUCUCAAGAUAGCAAGUGCCAAGGGUCACAUUUAAGAUGGCUUUGGUUAAUUGACAAAACUGUUUUGUAAAUGUGCUGGGGUGUAUAAGACUUAAUCAGGGAUCUAUUCACAUUGGUCCUAUUUGCUGAGGACUGUAUGAUUAUGAAUCUGCUAUUAUGUCCUCAGUUUUAAUUGAUGCUCCAAAUGUGUUGUUCUUUGUGUUUUCAGCCUUCAUAAAAAUCAUAUAAUAUUAUUUUGAUUAUAAAUCCCUCAGCUUGGGUAUUGUGCAGUCACCAAAUAGAUUUUUUUUAAUACAAAAUAAAUGUACUGCAUUGAAAAAUGCUUGUCUGAGA